Apis cerana (Asiatic honeybee) is the source of this 3341-nucleotide messenger RNA. RefSeq lists its product as uncharacterized. Lineage: Eukaryota; Metazoa; Arthropoda; Insecta; Hymenoptera; Apidae. The record is from RefSeq and is a predicted model, not a curated record.
AAAAUUAGCAAAUUCUGAAUAAGUUGCAUAUUUAAGCACAAAAUUACAUACAUUUAUACUAGAAUCGUUAUUGCGUCGUUUACUUAUAUAUGUAUAUAUAUAUAUAUUAUAUAUUUAUAAUUAUACAAUGUAAAUAUAUGUAUAUAUAUAUAUAAUAUAUGUACAAUAUAUUAAUAUUUAUUUAUUAUAAUUUAUUACAUUUAUUAUUAUAUAAUAUGUAUCUUUGUUAUUUAUAUAUAUAUAUUAUAUAAUUGUUAUAUAUAUUAAUAUAUGUAUAAUAUAUAUAAUAAGGAUUUCAAAAAUCUGGAUAAAUUUAAAUAAUAAGAUUGCAGCAAUUGUAUUAAAUUAAAGAUUAUAAUCAUUUUAAUUAUUUUAAUUAUCAUGUUUAAUAUGGUAGAAAAAAUAAAUAAUUAUAAAUAAUAAUAUUGUACAUUCUAUUUAAUCUUAAAAAUAUAUUUAAAUUAAAAUUUACUUAUUAAAAUAUUAAUAAAAAUUAAAAUAAAAUAUAUUUAUAAAAUUAAUUUAAAUAAUUAUUAAAUAAUUAUUUUUAAAAGAAAUUAUUUAAGAAUUAACAUUUUGUGAAUAUAUAAUUUAUGACUACAAGAUUUGUUUUGUUUUGUCCAAGACGAUGGCAAAUUAUGAUAUCAAGGUUUGGUGUAAAUUUGGUGUCAAAAAUUGAUAUAAGAUUUAUUAUAUAUUUUGGUAUACAGAUGGAUAUAUUUGAAUUUAUAAUUAAAUGACAUUAAUUUAUAGAUAUUGGAUAUUAAUUUGAUGCUAUGUUGUAACCAAAUUUUUGGAAUAAAAAACAUCUAUUUUUAAAAACAUGUUAGCUAAUAAAAAUUUCAUUUUUUAUAUUUGAUAAUAUUUGUAAAUUAAAAUGAGAUUCUAUUACUUAAUUUUAUGGUUUUAUUAUAUUUAAUAAAAUAUAAAUAUUUGCAAUAAGUUUUCAUGUAAUGAAUUAUUUGUCUUAUACAGAUAUAUAAUAUAAUUUUAAUAUAUAUGUUAUUAAUCACUAUAAAAAUCACUAAAAAGGGGUUAUGCUUUUUUGAGCUUUAAUGAAAUUUAAAAUAUAACCAAGAAUUUUUUAAAAUAAAUAUGGCUAUUUCUAAUGAUGAAAAGAUAGAAGCAAUCAAAUUUGCUAAAGAAUAUCAUCAAAAUUAUUAUGAACUUCUUCCUGAUUGGUUUCAAUAUGAUUUUGAAAAUUAUGAACUUAUAAGACAUAAAAUUGGAUAUGCUUUAUUUGGUCUUCCUAAAAUAGAUAUAGAUACUGAAAUUUCAAAUAUUUCUAUAAGUUGUACAAGUGAUAAUAAUCAAUCAGAAUAUAUAUUUAAAAAAAUAAUAUAUGACAAAACAAUGUGCAAAGUUAUAAAUACAAUAUAUGAAAAGAUAAUAAAAUAUGGAAAAGACAACAAAAAUAGUUCUAUUUAUAUUGGAAUUAUAUUUAAUGUAAUAUUCUUACAAACAAAAGUUCCACAAAAAUCUAACGAAAAAGAUAACGCAUCAAGCAAAGAGAAUAAUAACAUAUGUGUUUUACCAAUAUUUAAAUUAAAAACAUUACAAUAUGAUACAUGGUAUAUUGAUAAUGAGGGCAGAAUUUAUAAAACUUGGAAAGAUUACAUAUCAAAUAAUACAUUACCUCCAUGUACUAUGAUUUUACCAAAAAAUGGUUUAUAUCAAUGUAAUCCAAAUUAUAAAGUAACAGAAUAUUUUUCAAGUGUAUGGAUUGAAAUAUUAGAUUCUCCUGCUUGUACUUUUAAAAAUAAAGUUCUUAAGGGCAUUGAUGUUGCUGUAAAUACAAUGUCCAUAAUUAGUAGUAUUGGACUUAGUGCUGCUAGCUUUUUAACACCUAUUGGACCAGCUAUUCUCACUACAGGUUUAAUUCAUGGUGGAAUUUGUGGGACAUGGAUUAUUGUUAGAAAUUCACAAAAAUUAAUAGAUCUUGCUACACAUAAACAAUCCAUCAAUCCUAUAAAUAAAAAUGCAUUCUCUGCUUGGUUUGAAGUAAGUAGUACAGCUUUAACAUUAGGAGCAAAUAGUGGAACUAUGCUUAUUUCAAAGGCUCUUUCAAGAGGCUGUACCAUAAGUGCUGCAGCUAAAGUAGCUUAUAAUUCUGUGAUAUUGAGCAAUUUAACAGUGAAUGGCGCUAGUGUAAUUUAUCAAGGAUAUCGUUUAAUUGAAAAGUAUAAGAUGGAAAAGAAUGUUGAUUUCUUAGAUAUAGCUAUCUUUACUUCACAAAUUUUAUUCUUUAGUAAUACUUUAAUAAAAACCAAAUUAGCUAGUGAACUCAUAGUAUCAUCUAAAGGUACUAUUCUUGAAAAACUCAAGAACGCUUUACGAAUUAAUCGUUUAAAACAGGAAUUUAAUAAAAUAAAAAUAUACAAUACUAAAAAUGUACAAAAUAAAUCUGAAAGUAUUAUAUAUAAGAUAAAAGAAUUUACUAACAAAGAAGAUUUCUUAAAUAGUUUAAGUAAAAUGAAUUGGGCAAAUAAAUUUUCAAUAAAAUAUCAGAAUGGCAAUAUUGUUAUAAAUAAUAAAAUAUUUAUAAAUCCUAUUCAGUUUACGACUCACUUAUUGACAAUUGGUGCAGUCACAUUUAAUUUAAUAGAUCCACAUUCAUCGAUAGUAUCUAAGGAAAGAAAUUAUAUAAUGAUUAAUUUAAAAAUUCUAAUAAAACAAUUGUUACAAAAUUUUUAUGCAGAAAAAGAAUAUUCAGAUGAAACAAUUCCCGAUGUUGAUUAUUUUAACGAAAUAUUACAAGAAAUAAAGUACAUGGAUAACGCGGUUGAUAUAUUAAGAAAGUGUUUUAAAAUUGCUGUAAUUAUAAUAGAACAUUGCAAUGAUCCCCGACAAUUCUUAUGUGAUGCUGUUUAUUUUUCAUGGAUAUAUUGUAAAGGAAAUUUAAAAGAAUAUGGUAUAAACAUUAACACAACUUCUAAGAACAAAAUAUUUAAUGAAUUAGCAAGAAUUGUUACGUUUUUGUAUGAAUGCAUCGAGGUAAUAGCCAAUGAAUUAUUUUCAGCUUUUUAUGCGUAUAUAUCAACCACAAAACCCGAAAUUAAUAAUUAUAUCAUGUUAAAUGAUAAUUAGACUGUAGAUAUAUAUGCAUUUAUGCAAAAUUUAAAUAUAUAAAAAUCUAUAGAAUAUAUAUUACAUGCAAAAAAAUACAUAAAUGUUCAAAAUAUGCACUAUGAUAUUACAUUAUAUUUAGAAUAUGAUAUUCAUAAAACAAAUUAUUGUAUUUAAAUAAAAUGAUUUUUUUAUUUUAUUUUUAACUUUUAUACGUUUCAUAUGAUGAUCUGAAAAUAAAUAAAAGAGAAAAAAAUUUUAUUUUUUGCACAGAA